Molecule: messenger RNA, 318 nt
Organism: Symbiodinium sp. CCMP2456
Lineage: Eukaryota; Dinophyceae; Suessiales; Symbiodiniaceae
Source: the annotation of a GenBank genome assembly
GCCAACGAGGAGCUCACCACCUUGUGGCUGCAGCUUGGGCAGAAGCAACUGCCUUCAUACCGACACGCCUGUGCUCUUGCGACAGCGCACAAAUCGCUGCCGCAGUCGCUCUUGACGAGCGGCUUGUGUGGUUUAUGGAUGGAGCAGCUCGAAGCACUUGCCUGUCAAGAUGGACCCCUGACAUGCAGGCCCAGUGAUAUUGAGCAAGCAGUGCAACUCCUGGUCAAGAUGUCCUCGGAUGAUGCAGUGCUCCUGAUCCAGCAUGUCAUGGCACUCUGCGACGAACAACUGCAGCCGGAGGAGUAUUUAGAGAUGUGA